This is a messenger RNA of Phialemonium atrogriseum, 1009 nucleotides long. RefSeq names its product putative acetylxylan esterase. Gene Ontology annotation, molecular function: hydrolase activity. NCBI's taxonomy places the organism in Eukaryota, Fungi, Ascomycota, Sordariomycetes, Cephalothecales, Cephalothecaceae. Bases 1 to 900 code for a protein of 299 amino acids. The record is from RefSeq and is a predicted model, not a curated record. Gene Ontology annotation, cellular component: extracellular region. The transcript is spliced from 4 exons.
AUGCAGCUCCUGGCAACAUUGGCGAGCUUCGUUGCUCUUGCAACCAUUGGCAGCUGCCAGCUCACCCAAGUCAGCGAUUUCUCUGCUGGCCCGACGAGGCUUGGCUUCUAUGUCCAUGUACCAAAGACUCUCAAGACCCCGGCGCCCAUCAUAGUGGCAGUACAUCACUGCCAAGGAUCGGCGCAGCAGUACUCGCAGGAGACGAAGUACAUGUCCUUGUCUGAUCAACAUGGCUAUAUCGUCAUCUUCCCCAACUCUAAAUCCGGUGGUGGCUGCUUCGAUGUUGCUUCGACAGCUACUCUGACCCACAAUGGUGGUGGCGACAGCCAGACCAUCGUCAACAUGGUCAAAUAUGCCGUGGACAAGUACGGCGGGGACCCAGACAGGGUGUUCACUGUCGGAACCAGCUCUGGCGCCAUGAUGACGAACGUGCUUAUUGGGGCCUACCCCGAUGUGUUCAAGGCAGGAUCCGUCUACUCCGGUGUGCCCGACGGAUGCUUCUACGUCGCGGGAGCCACUGCCACCGCAGACCCCCCUGGCUGGAACAACGACUGUGCAAAUGGCCAAGUCAGCAAGACGGCACAGCAAUGGGGUGACCUGGUCCGGUCGUACUACCCAACCUUCAACGGUACUCGGCCCAGGAUGCAAAUUUGGCACGGAACCGCCGAUACCACCCUUCAUUAUCCCAAUUAUCAAGAGCAACUGAAGGAGUGGUCCAACGUUCUGGGGCUUACAACAUCGAAGACCGCCGCCAACAACCCCCAGAGUGGAUACACACAGACUCUCUACGGAGAUGGCACCGCAGCGACGGCCGAGCUUGUGGGAUACAGUGCUCAGGGAGUUGGCCAUACCGUGCCGGAGCAUGAGACCAUGGAUCUCGCAUUCUUCGGUAUCGCUUAGUGGCGGAAAAUACUGGGCGAGGUUUGGAAUAUGUAGCAACGGGUGUGGCCCUGCCGUUUGAGGGCUUUAGAUCUUCUGCUAAGACAUUGAAUACAACUCCUACAUGAGA